Molecule: messenger RNA, 483 nt
Organism: Penicillium roqueforti
Lineage: Eukaryota; Fungi; Ascomycota; Eurotiomycetes; Eurotiales; Aspergillaceae
Product: nuclear transport factor 2 family protein
Exons: 1
Coding region: 1-483 (160 amino acids)
Source: RefSeq, a predicted model, not a curated record
AUGACAUCCUUCUCCCUGCCCGCAGCCCUAACACCUACCCUGAGCGGCCGCGACGCCAUCGCUGAUGCACUCUAUCGCUGCGUCCUCGGGCUAGACACGAAUGACCUGGCCCUCUUUGACUCCGCCUUCACCUCCACCGCUACAUUCUCUAUCGGCGAUAAGACCUUCUCGGGCCUUCCUGCCAUCCACACCGACUGUUUCGAAGUGAUCAGCAAGCUGGAUACCACUCACUUCGUCACUAACAUCCGCAUAAACAUCGCCGACAGUGGCGUUAAGGCCGCGGCGACUGCCUCUGCGCUCGCGCAGCACUACCGCGGUGGGAAGGGGAAUGAGCCCGAUCAGCCACGGCUGAUGUCUGGGGCGCAGUACUAUGCUGAUUUGGUAAAGGAUAAUGAAAGUGGACUGUGGAAGAUUGAGGCCUUUAAGAUGACGCUGUCUUGGACGGAGGGUGACUGGGGUGUGAUGAAUUCAAUUGAAGGAUAG